AUGUACAUGCGAUUUUUCAGGUCUCAAUAUGGCCACCGCCAAAGCAGCCCUCGACGAGCUGCACCCCAACUCCCCGCCAAGGCCAACGAUCCCAACAUCUACACCCUCGGCUCCAUCUAUGGCCACAAUAUUGUCAUCGCCUGCCUCCCCUCCGGCGUCUACGGCACCACCUCCGCUGCCAUCGUCGCCUCUCAUAUUACCACUACCUUCUCAGCUCUCCGCUACAGCUUAGUUGUUGGCAUCGGCGGCGGCGUCCCCCACCCCAGCACGACUGAUAUCCGUCUAGGUGAUAUAGUAGUCAGCAAACCCACCGGCACAACAGGCGGCGUAAUCCAGUACGACUACGGCAAGACCAUAACAAAUGGUCGAUUCCACCGCACAGGAUGUCUGAAUAAACCUCCCGCGGAACUAUUAGCCGCGCUAGCGACCCUCGAAUCCGACCAUAUCCUCGGUCAGUCGGCUGUACCUGCGCAUUUGGCCAAAAUUCAAGCGCGAUUCCCAGCUUUUGCGUCUCCCGGUCUGCAACAUGAUUUCCUCUUUGACCCCUUAUAUCCGCAUAUCGGGGACAGCUUAGAUGAAUGUCAAUCUAUGUGCGACAGUGGUCGUCUUAUUCCCCGGUCGCAGCGGGAUCUUGCCGAUCCACGGGUACAUUAUGGACUAAUUGCGUCGGGAAACCGGGUUAUGCGUGAUGCCGUGACGAGAGAUAGCAUUGCACGUCAGCUAGAGGGCGUGCUGUGUUUUGAGAUGGAGGCUGCCGGGCUAAUGGAUCAUUUUCCUUGCUUGGUUGUGAGGGGAAUUUGUGAUUAUGCCGAUUCGCAUAAGAGUAAGCGUUGGCAGGCGUAUUCGGCUGCUACUGCUACCGCGUUUGCGAAGGAGUUGUUGGGUGUUAUUCCUUUGCAGGAGAGGAGGGAGGAAAAUGCUGCUACUCAGGAGGGGAAGGGGAAGCGGUUGAAGCAGGUAUGA
Messenger RNA from Penicillium maclennaniae, 963 nucleotides. Its product is annotated as 5'-methylthioadenosine/S-adenosylhomocysteine nucleosidase family protein. Gene Ontology annotation, biological process: nucleoside metabolic process. The transcript has 2 exons. The coding region runs from base 1 to 963 and encodes 320 amino acids. NCBI's taxonomy places the organism in Eukaryota, Fungi, Ascomycota, Eurotiomycetes, Eurotiales, Aspergillaceae. The record is from RefSeq and is a predicted model, not a curated record. Gene Ontology annotation, molecular function: catalytic activity.